This is a messenger RNA of Abrus precatorius (Indian licorice), 2306 nucleotides long. Its product is annotated as probable bifunctional methylthioribulose-1-phosphate dehydratase/enolase-phosphatase E1. The record is from RefSeq and is a predicted model, not a curated record. Lineage: Eukaryota; Viridiplantae; Streptophyta; Magnoliopsida; Fabales; Fabaceae. Gene Ontology annotation, molecular function: acireductone synthase activity; methylthioribulose 1-phosphate dehydratase activity; magnesium ion binding. The coding region runs from base 399 to 1601 and encodes 400 amino acids. Gene Ontology annotation, cellular component: cytoplasm. The transcript is spliced from 12 exons.
AUCGGCGACAUUACUCACAGUACUCUCUUUGUGUGUUUAGAAUCCAUGGCUGCUUCUACGGAAAGCGUGGCAUCACAGGCAUACCUUGAAGGAAAAGCAGUGAAGGAAACACGAACUUUGAUAUCAGAACUGUGUCGCCACUUCUACAACCUUGGAUGGGUCUCAGGCACUGGUGGCAGCAUCACCAUCAAAGUUCAUGAUCACUCUAUUCCUAAAUCUCACCAACUAAUACUCAUGUCCCCUUCAGGUGUUCAGAAGGAAAGAAUGGAACCAGAGGACAUGUAUGUGUUAUCCCACACUGGAUCAGUCUUGUCUGCGCCAUCUCCCAAGCCUUACCCACAUAAACCUCCCAAGUGUUCUGAUUGUGGUCCACUUUUCAUGAAGGUAAGGCAUAUGAAAUGCGUGAUGCUGGGGCAGUUAUCCACAGUCAUGGGAUAGAAUCCUGUCUUGUAACAAUGCUCAAUUCUUUAUCAAAUGAAUUUCGUAUCACUCACAUGGAAAUGAUAAAAGGAAUCAAAGGGCAUGGUUAUUAUGAUGAACUUGUGGUCCCCAUAAUAGAGAACACAGCCUAUGAAUAUGAACUCACAGAAUCUCUAGCUAAAGCUAUUGAAGCCUACCCUAAAACUACAGCAGUACUUGUACGCAACCAUGGAAUAUAUGUUUGGGGAGACUCAUGGAUCAGUGCUAAAACUCAGGCUGAGUGUUAUCAUUAUCUCUUUGAUGCUGCUAUCAAACUUUCCCAACUAGGAUUGGACUGGUCUACUCCAGAUCAUGGUCCAAUACAAAGAAGCAUUAGGAGUCUAAAGUUUGCUGGAGAGUCAAACACAUCAACUAAGACAAAGACGGCUAAUGGUGAAAUUGAUCCAUUUCCACAUUGCAUUGUUCUUGACAUUGAAGGAACUACUACUCCCAUAUCAUUUGUUACUGAGGUUCUCUUCCCAUAUGCACGUCAAAAUGUUGGGAGGCAUCUAUCUAUGACAUAUGAUACUCCUGAGACCCAAGCUGAUCUUAAGUUGCUUCGCUCACAAGUUCAAAGUGAUCUUGAACAAGGGGUUGCAGGUGCUGUGCCUAUCCCCCUUGAUGAUGCUGGGAAAGAACAAGUCAUUGCCGCAUUAGUAACUAAUGUAGAAGCUAUGAUUAAAGCAGAUAGAAAGAUCACUGCCUUGAAAGAGUUGCAGGGUCACAUAUGGCAAACUGGUUAUGAGAAUAAUGAAUUGAAGGGAAUAGUUUUUGAUGAUGUACCAGAAGCUCUGGAAAAGUGGCAUGCCUUGGGCAUAAAGGUAUACAUAUAUUCCAGUGGUAGCAGGUUGGCACAAAGACUAAUAUUUGGACAUACAAUCCAUGGGGACCUAAGAAAAUAUUUAUCUGGCUUUUUUGACACCACAGUGGGUAACAAAAGAGAGACACACAGUUAUGCUGAAAUUUCUGCAUCACUAGGUGUUGAUAAGCCAUCAGAUCUAUUGUUUGUAACUGAUGUUUAUCAAGAAGCUACAGCUGCUAAGGCAGCAGGCUUGGAGGUGAUAAUUUCUGUUCGACCUGGAAAUGCGCCUCUCCCUGGAAAUCAUGGUUUCAAGACAAUCAGUUCCUUCUGUGAGAUAUAAGAGUAGAUGCAGUCAUCUGAGACUAUGUUAAGUGAGGCAUGGUAGCUAUGGAUUCCACCUCAGAAAGUGUGAUAUAUUGCUGGAUCUGAUCCAAGUUGCAUUGUUACUUGCCUUGUUUUUAUAACUUGAUAAAAAUCUAUUUAAUUUAGAUUUUCAUUAUUUUUGUUUAAGGGCAUAUUCAAGUUGGCGUUGCAGCUAUCCAAAUUUUCUCAUUGCCUAUAUUUGUUGUCUUAAAGCAACUGUCUUGGAAUUUAAAUAAGUUUUUUGAUGGACCAUCUUGUUUUUAGUGUUUGUAUCAACCAAAGAGAUUCAGAUUUGCUGAAUUCAAAAGAUAAAGAUAACUGAGUAGGUCAUGUGUCAUAAAUCUAUGAUCAAUAGUUCAGCAAGAGAAAUUUCUUGAAUGGUAGACCCAGCAAUUCAUGUUGCUUUAUUUUGUGACACUGAAUUUUAUGAUUGGCACCAGACAUGUCUGAACAGUUGAAACCACCCAAUUAUUGUAAAGAGGACAAUGAAACUGAUUUUUAUGAUGGGUACUGAUAUUGAAGACGCUGUUAAUUAGUCUUCUUCUAAGGUUUAGGUUCGAAGUAUAUGAUUCCUUUUCAGUCAUAAUAUUAGGUGUGCUUUCUCAGUCUUACAUCGAACCUUGAGAGAUAAAGACAUGUUGCUGCAAUCAUGUUCUAACUGUUUGCACUUAUAAAUUAGAUU